This is a messenger RNA of Talpa occidentalis (Iberian mole), 381 nucleotides long. It is a transcript of the gene SLURP1, whose product is annotated as secreted LY6/PLAUR domain containing 1. The record is from RefSeq and is a predicted model, not a curated record. Gene Ontology annotation, molecular function: acetylcholine receptor inhibitor activity. The transcript has 3 exons. Bases 1 to 381 code for a protein of 126 amino acids. Lineage: Eukaryota; Metazoa; Chordata; Mammalia; Eulipotyphla; Talpidae.
AUGGCGGCUCUCGGGGCGCUGCUGCUGCUGCUGCUCGCUGCGGCCGCCGGACUGCGCCCAGGUGUGGCCUUCAGGUGCUUCACGUGUGAGCAGCCCACCUCCAUCUCCUCCUGCACCAACAUCACCCGCUGCACGCCUGAGCACACGGCCUGCAGGACCACGCUGGUGAUGGGCCAGGCGGAAUACCCCUUCAAUCAGAGCCCCCUGGUAACCCGGUCCUGUGCCAGCUCCUGCAUGGCCACCGACCCCGACAGCAUUGGGGACGCCCACCUCAUCCACUGCUGCUUCCAGGACCUCUGUAACUCCGUGGGGGCCGCCGGGCUGGGCGCCGCAGCCCUGGCCACACUGGGGGCCAUGCUGCUGGGCCACCUCUUUCCCUGA